This is a messenger RNA of Cadophora gregata, 1696 nucleotides long. Its product is annotated as ADP-ribosylation factor GTPase activating protein, ER-Golgi transport. The record is from RefSeq and is a predicted model, not a curated record. Bases 183 to 1043 code for a protein of 286 amino acids. The transcript has 3 exons. NCBI's taxonomy places the organism in Eukaryota, Fungi, Ascomycota, Leotiomycetes, Helotiales, Ploettnerulaceae.
UGUAGAUCAUCUCGCAUUGUUAUUGACACUUCUACGAUCAGGUCUUGUGGGGGUUUCUGGCGACUGUAUGCCUUACAUUUGCAUGUUCAGUUGCCAAAGUAUGGCUUGAUUACAAGAGAUCUUCACAACGAGAAACGAGUGCUAAAUUAGACCGCUGGUCCUUUGCACUUGGAAGCGUCAUCAUGGGAUUUAGCGAUCAGCAAGUGAUAACCGGAAUAUCGAUCAUCGUCGGAGGUGUUUCUCAACUGCAAUGGGGAAUAUCCAUCUACCAUUGGCAGUCAGUGGUCAACUUUGCCUGGCUUUCUACCAUUACCCAUAUCAUGACGCUGUCGGUCCUCAGGAACGAGAUUCGGGCGAACAAAACGAUCAGAUUUGUCCGAUUCGUUGCCAUAGGUAUUCUGAUCAUGACGCUGAUUUCUGUAUCAUAUCCUAUCGGUUACACCUCUAGCCCAGAUAUGUACCCCGAUCGUUCGCUCGCCAGUGGAUUUCCUGCUUGGUGCCUAUACGAAAAUCUGCUUUAUCCAAACUCGAGUGGCGCUAAGCCGGAAUACAAUUGGCUUUACUUCGUGGUCGCUGCUACUUUCCUUGGAUUCAGCUAUGUUACUAGAGUCUCACUACUGUACUCUAAUACUGGUUUCAUCCAUGGCGUCCUCCACAUUCCCAAAAAUCAACCUUCAACAUAUAUUGAGUCGAAACUGUCAAUUUUAAAAGAGAGACAGAACGAGCGAAGGAAAGUGCGAUACUACAUCAUAUUUAGAGUCCUGGAAUCUUUAUAUAUGCUAGUGGUAUGUGGCAGUAGCCUUUACCGAUCUCAAGUAUUCGAGGUACUCUGGUUUUUUUUCGCUAUCGCAUGGGGAAUCAUUCGUGUGAUUGUUUCUAGAGCAGAUAGUAUGUACGAAGACUACAUACCGUCAGCGGUUUCGGAUCAACACUCUAUUUGGGGCUUCGGUCAAGCUGUUGCUAUUGGGCUGUUAGCCAUACCGAUCGCUAGCUUUUUCGGUAAAAGUAUCGUUCCUGUCUUCCACACCGUAAUUUACAGAUAAAAAUAGGGGCUUUCUUCACUUGUACGCCAGAGUCAGUCUUGCGCAAUACCGCCACUUCGCAGCAACAGCGACAACAACAACAGAUAGAUCAUGUCAACUUAUCUCCUCUCGAAUUCAAAGACCAAUUGCUUGCAUAUCCAUGGUACAAGAACCCCCUUGUCCUUGGAUAUAUACUGUCCGUCGAAUAUGCAGCAUUGAUGUUAUAUUCUUUGCCAGCCAACUCACUGGGUUUGUUCUACGCAGGAAUUAAUAGUUGGUGGUUGUUAGCAGGUUUGGGUUUCUGGGCCUUUUCAGCUUUCCUUGUUUUGUGGUUAUCUACUCUCGUCUUCAUCAAUCCUAGUCUUCGCAAACUGUGGACUGACCUAACAGAAGGUACGAUAUUUUGUCAAGAGGGCGUAUCUAGUAUGCUAUGGAUUGUGACAAUUUUUGUCCUAUCCGCAAUCUUGCCUGUAACUUGUAUAGUUUUGAGUCUGUCGUUGGGUAGUUAGUCCUUUGACUAGUCAAAUUCAACUUGAGAUGAAUUCCUUCAACUAUGCUACGGCACACAAAUGUAAUGCCAAUGGUCAGCCGCAAGUAGGCGUCGCAGGUACGGUCUGGCGGAGCAAAGGUUGGCCGGUCAUGAUCGCCUGAGAAGUCAUUCAAUUGGAUGUCUU